UAGUGCCGCCGCUGCUUAUCCGUGUACCGGCACAGCCUUCGAUCGUCUUGAACGUACCACGUCGACAGAAACCCUGGGUAGCUGUGUCUGCUGUUGGUCAGCGGGCUCUGUGUUUUGGCCCCAGAGUGCGUGUCGUGAACGAAAAAGCGAGCAAACCCCCUUAGGGCCCCAGCUGUGUGUGCAGCCGAUGUUGGCAGUGAAUGGAGUACGGCGAGGAAACGCUGCUUCGGACUCGUCGGUGAACAAAGUUCUAGCUCGCUAACCUUACCGGUACCCCAUUGUUGUCGGUUGCAAGCCUUAUUUAGCUACAAGUCUCACAUUUAACCUGGGCGAUGCUCAACAACAGUGCGAUCAACAAACUGCAUUAGCAGCUCCCGUCCGAAGCAAGCGAAAGCAUCUGAUCGGCCGCAAGAUCUCCGCAGGCCGUAAUGGCAAGAUCUACGGCUGGAUAUGGAUGCGUCCCGGGAAAACAACAAACACAGCCUUGCAUUUAAAUAGGUUGACUGUCUGCUUGACUGAAGCAACACAGCGAUCUCUUCGAACAAAACUGGCUCAAUUACCUAAUUGGCAAUUGAUGUUUCUAUCACGGAACGAAAGGGCUGUUUGCAUUUGUAUAUGUAACGCGAAUGUGAGUGGUAAAUGUGGUUUUUCCGCAAGGGGGCUAAAGGUGAAUGCUCGCAGAUUCGUGCGUGAUUGACCUACGUUCAAUUGACAUCGCUUGGGGUCUGCGUGCGUAAGGCAAGUUGACAAUGUGCGUCACCGAUUAAUGGAACGCGACAUCAUUCAGACAAAGAUCUAAAUGCUCCUCGGGAACGAGGCAUGUAAACGCCGCGGCUGCUACAGUGGUCUACAACGACUUCAACAUUUACUAUGAUUUUACGAUCCGGAAAACAGCAAUUGGUGAAUAGUAGAUUGGUUAUCGGGAUGAACGGACGCAAAAAGGAUCGUGGCUGACUAACAACAGCGCAGUAAUCUUAGUAGAACGAGCACACAACCCGAUUUUGAUUGGUUCAAUGGUGACAUUUGUGCCAAGGCAUCGCUCUAUUGCCCCUCACAGUGUGUUGUUUCUCGCUAUGAAACAGGCUGCGAAAUAGGCGGAAGUGUGAAGCUGUGAAAAUAACGCUAAAGUGGGAGGCAACAAAAAGUUCUCUCCAAUUCUGUCAUCCAGACAGUAAACAUGACGAAAGCUGUCAAGGAUGAAAAGAAAAAGAGCCGUGGAUCGGAAACGGUGGUUUUCUGUGUUUGCCGAUUAAACCGUGUAGGCAGUAGACAAGGGCUGACUUAAAUGCACGAUGUAGAAACGUAGAAAAAAAGGUUUUUCUAAAUACAGCUAAGUAAGGAUGACAAACUUAAAGUCUCUACAGGUAUAGGAGAACUGGCAGGUACAAGCGACAGAAGCCAAACUACUCUGUGUCAUUGGGAUAUUAUUUUGAGAAUAAGCUAAAACUCGGAUAACUAACGCUAAGUACAUUUUGAAGUUGUUAACUACGAAAUGGUAUUCUAGCUGUUUUACUUGGACAUAAGCACCAGUAAAAGUCCAUUGCAACUAGAUUUUCUAAUAAUAUUUACCAGCCAAGAGUGACCUAAGUGUUUUUCCAGUUCUGCGCACAUAUUUGCAGGGUGUCUGUAUUGUCACUAAAAAGGCAGCUUUAAAAAUUCUCUAUUCGCGGGACCGUUUAGUCGUCAGUAAUCAAAUAGUAGUCAUAAUUUAUGGUAAAAAUGUGAAUUCCUUGUAAGUUUCCGAGACCCACAAGCAUCCUGCUUAAGCAGCUGCUAUUCAUUAAUUAUAAUAGCGCACCUGAUAAAGUAACCAUUAAAAAUUGCAGCUACUAAAAAAAUCCAGAAUCCAUCAUUUUAUGCAAUAUAUUUAAUGUACGGCUAAUGAGAGCCCACUAUUUAAUGCAACAGUCGUUUCUUUUUAAUAAAAAUUCAUAUAGCUUACUCACUAAAAGCUUAUAAGGAGCAGCGCAGAGUGGUUUCUACUUUCUUUAAAAUAAAAAAAAAGACCACUUGAAGUAUUAAAAGAUUAAAAAAGUCCUAUAGAAUCGUAAGGUUUGAUAUGGAAUUCAUAAUUUAGUUAGUCCUUAAGGCGCCAGUUUGAAUUAGUAGAACACAAUUUACGUAAUUUUGCCUUCUGUUUUACCAGUAAAUUGUGCCGAAAUGACCAUUAGAGUUGUAUAAGUGCUAAACAGAAAUGGGCUUUGUCGGCAUUGUUUGUUGUUUCGUAGUAAAACGCGUAGUAAAACGGAUUUUCUCUAUAAUGACAGUGUAAAAAAGUUCGCUGCGCGUUGCUGUGCUGACCGUCUCUUGUCGGGUCUCGUAGCCUUUUAAUAGCUCCACAUGCGUAGCUCCGGUGCACAUCCCGCGCUUCAUGGGUUUGAAUUAUUAUAAUUAAUUCCAUAUUUAAAAAGCAAAACAUACAGAAUUAACUAUUAAUUACACGAAGUUCUUUAAAAUAGAAGUACCUAUGGUACAUUAGUAGACUACAGUAAACUCAAUAAAAUAAAGGAAUAUUGGAAACAGCUCAUCCUUUGGCUGAAAUGCGCUAUUUAGUUUUUGCACGUGCAACGUGCAUGUAGCUGUGUCUUAAGUCAGUCGGUCUGUAAAUACACAAUACCUGAUAUCGAAACUGUGGAAAGAUGUUGAGCCUAGUGAGUUUUAUAGUUAUUAAAUACACUGCCGGCUUCUUGGUGAUUUAACAAAGCAAAGCCUUAAAUUUACGGCAUUCAAUCUCAAGGAUUAAGUUCUGUUCUACAACGGGAACAGUGAGUUCAUCUAUUGAUUUACGUUUUACAAAGUAUUAUCGUGUACCUCUUUUGGUAGGACAUCGCUUAAAACCCCUAUGAGCGCUUCAUCAACGGGAUCGCCACGAUAAAGAUCUCAAGAAAGGUUCAUCAAGGUUAUUGUUGCUAAGUCACGGCCACCCAGGGCGACGGUCAUUCAGGAGCCUUUCCAAAGCAUCACCUUAAGACGCGCCAGUUAGUGUCCUUGACCCCGCGGCAAGUAUAGUCAAGAUACAACACGCUUGCGUUUUCAUCACGUAUAAUUCUUUAUGCAAGAUAGUACUGUAAUUAAGUACAACAUUUGUUAAUACGAAGUUCCAGAUCCAGCAUAUAGGACACUUCGACUAGAACUGAGUCGUUUUCCCAAAUAAAAAUAUAUAAAUCAAUGCAAUGACAAUUUAAUAAGUAGUUCAUAAUUUCAAUUAAUUAUUGGUUUUUGGCAAGAAGGUUUUUAACUUUACGCGUUUAACGGGUUGGCUGAACGGUACAGGCACCACUACUAUUAAAACGAGGAAAGCGUUCGAAAAAAACUCGUUUUACGGAAGUAAAAAAUGCAGCUUUAAAAUACAUUAGAAAUAAUACACAUAUUUUCAUUUUUACGCAGAAUAUCAUCGUACCUUUAAAUAAUAAAAACAGGUUUUUCUGGAAACCCUUAACUUUUAAAUUAGAAUCCGGAGCUAAAAUUCAAUUACAUAUAUCAUAUAGUUUAAUAUGAAGAAAAAGCUAUAGGGAUUAAACCAGAUCAGUCUACAUUUCAGGUAGCACUUUUAGGUAACUUUAGGUGAAGUUGUAGUGGUCCAUCGUGAUAAAUUAAAUAAAAUCCCAAAAUUUUCUGGUGAUAAUUAAUAAUUGAGAGAUAAUUAACUUUCCGAUAUAUCUGAUCACAAGAAAGGUGACCUUUCAAAUAUCGAGAAGUUUAACAAAUUGAAAGAUGCUGUCCGACCUUCUGUAAGUAAUGAAAUUCAUCACCUCAAUUUCUCAGACGAGCAACACGAAAGCGCUGUCAAUAUGACAAGAAAAAAGAUACAGGAAAUCAGAGUUGCAACACAUUAAGGAUAUCGAAAAAUGUGCAGUAUGAGACCUCUUCUGAGAUUUAAUAAUUUCGUGUCGAGAUGUUCCUAAAACAUCAUAUCCUUAGAGCCACCGAAAAUCAAAACAGAAACAUUACCAAUUUUUUUAGCUUGAGUAUUUACUGUGCGGCAUGAAGAUUCAAUUUGUCGUAGUUUUAGAGAGAAACCGCAAUUAAAAUAUUAUAACAAGUCCAAACUGAAAGGUUAUUAUUUUGAUGAUUAUUUUGAAAUGGAGAAGCGUAGUGGCCGAGUGAACAGAUUAGUUGAUAUGGGCCGUAUUUGACACACUAAGCUUCAUUGCCAGCCUCCGAUUUCAAAUUUCAUAAUACCUGUUUGAAGUAAGAACUUCAAUAGUAGUAUGCAGAAACCGAACAGAGAUUACAUAUUCUAACUUGACACUUCGGCAGUGGAUCACCGAUUGAUGCAUUUUUUGCGAAGACAAGCAUCACAGCGCGAAAUGCAGCGAAUCAUUAUCAUCACAUUAAAAAACGAUGUAUGACAACCGGAGAAAAUGCUUGCCUUCGAAAGAAACCACUAGGUAGAUAGAUUCCAAUCAAAAACGGCCAUUAUUUAUUAUUUCACUCAAAAUCCGUAACUAGCGCGAAAAAUCUGGAGCAUAUAAAAGAGAAUUAUUAUUCUAGACACUGGGCCAGUACGAAAUUAUAUAUCAAAAGAUUCAGUGAAACUUAUGAAGCUCAAUCCCAUCGGAGGAAAAAAUUUUUCUGACCAAAAUGAAAAAUUACCAAAUUUACGAGAUUAGCUUACAGAAUAUCUACCUUAUAUUCCAUCACGACUUGAUGUGCCAAACUUUGUCAUAUCGCAAAAUGCACGCUUCCGUCUGUGGGUGAAACAUAUGGUUUGGAAUCGAUUUCAGAUAAAUGCGACUAAUCUUGCUCGAAAGCGGUCGAAUUUCUGAUCGGAUCGGACUAUCUAGUUCGUGUUGAUACAAAUAAAGGACGAUCGAAAUGUAGCGGCGCGCGGCUGCAUUUCACAGCACGGUGGCGGCAUGCCUGGAGCGUCGUCGCCCGCGACGGCGUCAGGCGACGUGACGCCUCCAGGUGGCGGCCAGGGUAGUGGGGGUAGCGGCCUCGUAGGAACAGGUGGAGAUGGAGUGCGUGCCGCUGCAGCUGCUUCGGCGGUUGCUACGCCGGUGGGAAAACCCGGAUCAUUAAAAGAUCCCCAAGUGGCGGAACUCUUCGACCGCCAGGAUCCAGAUAAGGUCUUCAUUGAUCUACGUGAAAUCGGCCAUGGCAGCUUUGGUGCAGUCUACUAUGCUCGGAAUUCCAUCACGAAUGAAGUGGUCGCCAUUAAGAAAAUGACCUUCUCUGGCAAACAGAGUGCAGAGAAGUGGCAAGACAUCUUGAAGGAAGUUCGUUUUUUGUGUCAGUUGAAACAUGAGAAUACGAUUGAUUAUCGAGGCUGCUACCUCAAGGAGCAUACGGCAUGGCUUGUCAUGGAAUACUGUCUGGGCUCCGCGUCCGACAUCAUUGAGGUGCACAAAAAGCCCCUGAAAGAAGAAGAGAUUGCAGCCAUUUGUCAAGAUGCCCUUCAGGGGUUAGACUAUUUGCAUUCUGCGGGGCGCAUUCACCGAGAUGUAAAGGCAGGCAACAUCCUCCUUACUGAAGCGGGUCGAGUAAAACUAGCCGAUUUCGGAUCGGCGUCGAUGGCGUGUCCAGCCAAUUCGUUUGUCGGAACGCCGUACUGGAUGGCUCCGGAAGUUAUCCUUGCUAUGGACGAAGGACAAUAUGAUGGUAAGGUUGAUGUAUGGAGUUUAGGCAUCACGUGUAUCGAGUUGGCGGAACGGAAACCACCCUAUUUCAAUAUGAACGCCAUGUCAGCGUUGUACCACAUAGCUCAGAAUGAUAGUCCUCAACUUUCGACGGCUAUAGAAUGGUCGCCCGAAUUUCGCGAAUACGUCGCCGAAUGUCUCCGGAAGGAACCUCAACAACGGCCAACAACUGCCACUCUUCUUAAGCAUCCGUUUGUAACACGAACAAGGCCAGCUCGAGUGUUAGUCGAAUUAAUACUUCGAACAAAAGCGGCGGUUCGAGAAUUAGAUAACAUCAACUAUAGGAAAAUGAAAAAGAUCCUCAUGGUUGACGGAACCGGAGGCGAAAGCAAUGGAGACAAUGGUAACGUUGCUGGAGGUAACGAACCCUGCCAGUCCGGCCUGACGCAUGAUGAGGAUAGCGCUGUAAGCGAAGAUGGCGACGCAUCGAAGAGCAACAGCUUGACAUCGACCCAAAGCAGCAACGUAUCAGCGGGCUCCUGUGUUGGCCAGAGUGGUCAUCGUCAAAGCGCGAGCAACUCGUCGUCGGCUAGCGUAGGCAGCGUCGCCGAAACCGCUCCUAGCCACAGUCCGCUCAGCUGUCGACGAGACUCGAAAGGCUCACUCGUCGGUACGGUGAAUAGACAAGACAACUUCGCCACGAUUCGGACGACGUCUAUCGUCACGCGACAGAUUAAAGAACAUCAAGAACAGGAGAGUGAGCUACAAAUGCGUGGAUAUAAACGGAUGCAGGAUCAGCAUCAUAAAGCCCUAGUCGCCCUUGAAGCCAAGUGCCUUCAGGAGAUGGACGAGCACAAGGUUCGCCUCGACAAAGAGUACGAAACUUUACUGUUGACGUUUGCUAAGGAGCUGGAAAAGCUGCAGCUGAAACAGCAACAGGAACUCGAAAAGAAACUUAAGAGCAAUGUGGCCAAUGAGAAGCGUCUAAUUAAGGCUAUUCAAGCAAAGCAGGACGAGGAGACGAAAAAGUUUCAACAACUGCAAAAGUCAGCCUACAAAAGUGAGAAGGAACGCUACAAACAGCGAUACGACGGCGAGGAGCUCAAGGUCCAUAAAGCGGGUUUGCAUGAAAGUCAGAAUCAGGAACUCACACGGCUAACUAUCACUCAAGCGGGCGCACUGAAACGGGAAGUCAGAUGUUACCGACGAAGGCGGCUGGUGUUGGCGCACUUUCUUGAGCAGGAGCAGCUUCGCGCCGAGCUGGAACGGCGAGAAAGUCAAUUAGAGCAGGCUCACUCGAUUUUGCUUCGUCACCACGACGCGACUCAGCGUCUCGAGCUAGCGCAGCAGAGGGCCGUUCACCAGUUGCGGAGCGACCACCUCCGGAGACAGCAUGAAACCGAGAUGAGUUUACAAAAACAGUACAGUACGAGACGAGAACACGAACUGCACAAGAAACACGCUGCCGAGGUCAAACAACAACCCAAGAGUCUGCGCCAAAAUGAGCUGCAGAUCCGGAAACAGUUCCGCGAAGCAUGCAAGGUUCAAACACGUCAGUACAAGGCUUGGAAGAGUCAGUUAAUGGCGAGUACGCCACGCGAGCGACACAAAGAGCUCGUUAAGCGGCUUAAGGACGAGCAAGUUCGCAAGCUGGCCCUUUUGGGCGAGCAAUACGAACAGAGCAUCUCGGAGAUGCUGCAAAAACAGUCAAUUCGUCUAGAUGAAUCGCAGUCGGCCGAACUGCACCAGCUUCAGCAGGAUCUUCAAAUGGAGCAGGAGCUAUUGCUAGCGUUCCAGUCGAAAAAAAAAAUUAUGGCAGAGAGUCAACGCAACAAGGAGCGCCAAGAGCUUGAAGAUAGGAUACAUAACCGUCUGCGAACCAUUCAGGCCAAGAUGGAUAACGAACGAAGACAGUUUGCGUCGGAACGGCUGUCCCGCCAACAGUUACUUGCCAAGCGGCAGAUGGCGGAUUUGGAAAAGUUCGAUCUUGAGAGCAAUCAGAUGGGUUUUUCGCUAGCCGAGAUUUUGGCAGCCGAAGAAUCCGGCGGUUUGGUCGGCGCACAAUCGCUCUCAGGCAGCCUACUCAGCUUGGCCCACUCGAAUUCCACCACGUCAUUUGGUCAGGGCCCCGAUACGCCUCAACCGCCUGGCAACAAUCAUAACCACUCGACGCCGCUUUAACAAUAUAUAUAUAUAUAUAUAUAAUCUCGAGACUGAGAGAAAGAGACAGAAUGAAGCUAAAACGUAAUUAUAAUAGGCGAUGUCUAAUGGAAGAAGAUGACAAAACUAGCGCAGGCGUUCAUUUGAGCAACUAGAAGACGGUAAAUGAGCGGGCAACAGAAAGAAACAAACCAAGAACAGACUAUAACGCUUGCGAUCGAUUAUCAUUCAAGUUGCACCAACUGGAAUCUCUUUCUCAGUCGUAUACUCAACUAGCGUGGUGCUAUUUCACCGGCGCUUCACCGAUGUCAACAACAACGACCCAACAGAAAGCUCUCUGGAUUCAUCGGAAUUAACAACAUCGACACAGUGUGAUACUGCUGGAACGACUGCUCCCUCAUCUGACGACGAUCCGACCAUAACUGCAUCAUGCAACGCACAACGAUAACCAAUUAACAAAGAGCAAGAAUAGCGGCGACACGUUUAACAGCAAAAAAGCAGCGGCAAAUGCGCUGUAACCGAUAAGAGUCCGGUUAAUUGGAUUAUGAUUUUUUCAUUCUGAUUCAUCAUCGAUUACCUUUAGAAAAAAAAAAUGGAUUAUCUUUGUUCAAAGCAGCCACCAGCGAGAGAGAAAGGGGAAGAGACAAGGGUAAUAAGGCUAUUUUAAUAUUAACAUUGUGGCUUACGCGGUGUACUUGUUUUCUUCGCAUAUGUGCAAUGCUUGGCGAUUUUGUUGCGACACUGUUGUUCAGUUCGAUCUUCGAUCCAGUGUUUUGUUUACGGACGACUUUUAGAUUAAAACACAGCUACCUCCAUUGUUUACUUCCACCAUUGGGCAUGCUAUCAGUAAGACAACGCACAGCUAGAAGUUAAAAACUAUGGCGCUUGACACCGUUAAUAAUGCAUUAGAACUGCUUGGGAUACCCGCUUCGAAUUGAAAUCUUGGCAACACAAUCCAUCUCUCUCAGGGAGUAUCAUUUUUUGUCAAGAGUUAACCCGUAAUUGACACGCAUUUGAUCACGAUUGACGACGCAUCGCUGCUUGGGAUGUGCAUUUUGCAUCUUAAGCUACUAGAAUUUAAGACGGUAAGCUUUUUCUCUUAUUAAUCGGCUUGACAAGAUCUUCAGGAGGCCCGAUAGGAAUAACUAGCCACACAGACUCGUACACUUGCCCCGGCUUAGACUGGCUGCAAUUUCUGCCUAGCUUGAAGUAUCGGUGUCAAAAGACAGUAAGGCUUUAAUCAAUGUGAUUUCUAGCGAUCUGAAAGCGAUCGAAGUUAACAAUCGGUACUUCUAAAAGAAAAAAUGCACAGUUUACUGUGGUGCGUCGUGCGGAUGUGUUGUAAUACCCACGAUAAUGUACAAUUUAGUCUAGGUCCGUGCUGGUGAAAUAGUAGGAACAAUAACGCAAAGCAAACGGAAUACCUAUAAUGUUGUAAAUUGGCAGUAAGAAACAGAAGAACAAAGAAUCAGCUACACAAGUGCAAGAGUGCUGAAAGUUUCGAGUAAGUCAGCGUACCUUUUCCGUUAAUUAUUCUUCUAGCAAAAGAUGAUUAGAGGGCCGUGUGACAACCGAUGCCGUGAUCCCCAGACGAGCAUAGCUCGCCUAUGGUAUCUGCCGUAACCGCUGAUGAUGGUUGUAGCGAAACGUGUUCACAUGUCCGUACAGGUGAGCGUCAUGAAUGAUCGUGAGUGACGCAUUUUUAUGAACGUUUUUGUGUGGUAGCGUCUUCUCACAACUGGAGGCUUGAUGAUAAGAUCAAGCCACAACUUUGCGUGGUGACAGGAGCAGCGGCGUAGGUUUGUGCGUACAAAUUCGUACAAUACAAGACAUUCGAUUCCAUCUCAAACAAAGAACUCUUCGUAUCAGGUAUUUUACAUAAGAAACAGAGAGGUAGGGAGAAACGUUUGUUGGAAAGGGCAUAGUAAAUUUGUCAUCUAUGAGUUCUAGGUUUACACUAGCGUACGGUGUGCAACGGAAAAACGCGCUGGUUGUUACCAAAAAGCUCUGCUGUACAAUACCUCUGCCUUUUGAACACACAAGAAUAAAAUGAAAGCGUUGCUGUACAAAAGUUUUUAGAUACACAACAAUAAUAUUGUAUUCAUACGACAACGGACAGAGUACAAACAAGGCACGGCAGUACGGUUGCGAUGCGUCGUUGGCAUCCAUCCUGUCGCCGUCAUGUAUUUAAUAAUAGUAACAAAAUAAGGAUCAACGGUAAGAGGAUUAAGCGUCUUGGGGUAUUUACAUAACAGGAAGACAUUAGCUCGACUUAUUAGCCUGGUUCCAUGUCAAGGUGCACAUAACUCUCGGGGCGGCAGGACGUGUACGUGCCAUAGCUAACGUUUACUGGGCAUCACAAGUAAAAACGUUAUAAUGUAAAAAUAGGCGAAAUCAAAUAUGGGUCACAUGUUCGUAACAGAAUCAUAAAUGCAGCCUCAUGCUUAUGUCACUUUGGUGUGCAUAAUUUAUCCUGUUUAAAAUUUAUCCAAAAGAACGGAUCAUGAGGGACAAUUGUUUUAGCUUCGUGCAUACUACGAAAAAUAGAAGCACAAUCACAAUAAUGUCUAACUCAUUAUUAAGCCUUAGUACAAACGAACUCCAACUCGCUUGCUGUUUUAGAGAUAAUAGAAGUUUUUGUUUACUCAAAACAUGAUAAGGCAUAAUGCGCCGAUAUUCUCUAAAUUUAGGCGAAGCAAUGACUGUGCAUUAAAUGUUAAUGGCUGUAGAAUUAUUAAAUAACUAUGAAAAUUUGAUUUUUGAUAGCAAUCAAUAGUUCCGGAAUUUUAGAACUUUAAAUGUAGUUCUACAGGGCCUAAAUCGAUGGUGCUUGCCUUACCGUUAGCUUUGCUUCGAUGCCUCAGCUGGGCAGCCAACAAUCUAGAAAUAACGAUAAAUAACAAAAACAAACACAUAUUUUUGAAAUACGCAGCGACGCAGAAGUACUUGCGAGAAGCGAUCGUAAUAAUAACAAUAAUAUAGCCACUUAUAAUGCUAAUUAACUGAUGUAUAAUUAGAUUGAUUGUCAUUCAGUUCGUUCCGUUGUGUAAGCGAAUUUUACUUUGAAGUAAAGCUGGUAGCUUAUAGUCUUCAUAAAAAAUCUCUGAGAUCAUAGACUAUAAACUGGGGCACCUUAUUAAAAAUGAAGAAAAGUUGUUUCGAAAAGUUACUUUCGUGUAGCUCUUGCUGCUCACAAUAUAUCGUUCCUUAAACAGCCUGGAAUACGUUAUUUGAACUGCUUCGCUGGAGUGCAUGAUGGUUAUGCACGAUAAUGAUGAUAAUAGCAAUGUUUCUCCAUACAAGUGCUUGAAGAAUGCAUGUCAAAUCUGGAUGAGAUACCCCGGGGUUUAACGAAAGAGCAGAGGUCGGUUAAAUGGGUAGUCGGGAAAUCGAUCAAGCAGUCGCCUGCGUCAUGUUGCAUGAAACUGAAGUGAUAUGAUGAUUCUAUAAUAAGGCGUGUAGUUGACAGUGUGCCGCAACGGUGUUUAUGGACGAUCAGGGAGACAAACAGGAAAUCUUUAAUAACAAGCCGAAAUAUAAGAACAAAGAUGAGCCUUUGGAUAUAGAUAGGAUAGGCUGGAAGAAUGUCUGUACAUAUGAUUGUAAUAUAUAUAUAUAUAUAUAUACAUAUAUCCGGUACGAUUAGCGAGACAACAUAAAAAAACGGGGGAGAGAGAGAGAGAAAAUAGAAAAGUCGAUACGGCACACAAAAUAGGAAAGAGCCUGCUCGCACGAAAGGAAAUAGUAUCAUGAUGCUAGUACUUUUUAGAAAACCGAAAAAAUCAGUUGACGAAAGCACCAAAAGCAAUCUACAGAUGAUAGCUUCACAUUGACGAUAACAACAAAAAUAUAGAAGAGGAAGUGUCUGUGUUUUAAUAAUACUAGCUAAAAAUAAACUACUGGAUACGUAGAUAAGGGAGAGGAGAGAAAAACAGUGAUGACCGAGAUAAAGACACAGUACUGCGCGCAUAUAAUAAAUAUAUGAUUGAAUAAAUGACGAUAACAGCGUCAACGGGAUCCUCGAGGACGGGCUUGUAGGGGGUACUGCGGUAUGAGACAGAAAAAGAGGUACAUAUAUAUAUAUAUAUGUAGGUUCGAAGCGCAAUGAGGGACUGAAGAUAAAAGACAGGGAAAUAUGAACGACGACGAUAGACCUAAGAUUCUCAUGAGUCAAAAAAGAAUCUGUGUCAAAAAAAGGUUAAGGAUGUUUCAUUUUAUUCACUUGAAUAGAAAAGCAAGAGCACUGCAGGACGACAUUGUAUGGUGUGUCUAGUGAUUGCCGAAAAACGGGUGGAUACUAAGUGGCAACACCAGUAACAAUAAUUGUGUAGUGGAGAUCAAGAUUCUUGUAAUUCUUAAUAUUAUUAUUAUUAUUGCAAUUAUACUUCUUUUAAUUAUUAUUAUUAUUAUGUGAAGAAACGACAAGACGAUUAAGUAUAGAAGGGGUAAAGAAGGAUAGAUGGGAUAACACGACGACAUACAAACAUGGACCGAGGCUUUCAAAAGAAGUGUGUCUGAUGCGCAACAACAAAGAGCCCGUCGGUUAUCAACAAAAACACAAACUCAAUGCAUCGUAUGCAAAGCAACAAAAAACAUAAAGCUAUUCAGAACAAAAAAAAAAAACUACUGAUGUCUUACUUUGCUUUCUUUUUACUCUAGCUUUGUUGUUGAGCUUCAUUAAAAGGGAUCUAUUCGUUGUCCGACAAAGCAACGCUUAUAAAAUUAUCUAGGUAAGUUAAUCAACAACAAGCUAUUUAUUUUCAUAGGUUUUGCUCUUGCCUUUUAAAGGCUUCCGUAUGAUAAGGACAACAGCAUGAGGUUAGGAGCUGCGUGAAAACAAAAUCUUUAAAGUUGAUAGCAUUGCAUGUCAUCUGUGAGCCGGCCUAGAUUACGUCGUCUUACUUUUAUCAGCUAAUAAUUUAAUAGACUCGAUGAGGUAGCAACGUAUCGAUAGUUUGUAAUUUGAAAAUGGCACAUAUCUAGGUCUAACGUUGAUUUUCUUCAUGGCUGUCAUAGGGUUUUGCAGUAGCUGUGA
Molecule: messenger RNA, 12777 nt
Organism: Varroa destructor (honeybee mite)
Lineage: Eukaryota; Metazoa; Arthropoda; Arachnida; Mesostigmata; Varroidae
Gene: Tao
Product: Serine/threonine-protein kinase Tao
Biological process (GO): protein phosphorylation
Cellular component (GO): cytoplasm
Molecular function (GO): ATP binding; protein serine/threonine kinase activity
Source: RefSeq, a predicted model, not a curated record